Messenger RNA from Naegleria fowleri, 864 nucleotides. RefSeq lists its product as uncharacterized. The coding region runs from base 1 to 864 and encodes 287 amino acids. The transcript has a single exon. Gene Ontology annotation, biological process: protein refolding. Gene Ontology annotation, cellular component: cytoplasm. NCBI's taxonomy places the organism in Eukaryota, Heterolobosea, Eutetramitea, Acrasida, Naegleriidae. The record is from RefSeq and is a predicted model, not a curated record.
AUGAAUUCAAGAGCCUUUUCUUCCUGUGUUGCUGCAACCUCUCCAAAGAGAUACUUGUUUGUGGGGAUGAAUGGUUGUGUGGUACCUCCUCUUUCCAAGGCUACCAGUUCUGCAACAACCACACCAACAACGAGUGCCAAUAGUAGUAGUGGUUCAUCAGCAACAUCCUCUUCUUCCAGAACAACAACAAGUUCCGAGAGACUAAAGGCUCCUCAUUCAAAGAGCAAUAGUCGUAGUGAUGCUACAGGUACUAGUAGUAGACCUCAGACUGCUUCUUCAAAUAAUUCUUCUACAUGUCAUGAGAAGAAUAUUUCAACAACAUUGUAUGAUGUUCUCGGAGUAUCUGUUCAUUCUAGUGAUAAGGAAAUUAAAUCGGCCUAUCGAACACUAUCUCGGAAGUAUCAUCCUGAUUUAAAUCCAAAUGGUGAAUCUACAUUCAGAAUCAUUCACGAAGCCUAUAGUGUGCUCAUGGAUCCUGUAAAGAGGAAGCAAUACGAUUCGAACUUUACACUAAAAUCAAAUCGCAAUGUUGUGUGUAAAGAAUUUGAUACAAAUAUGGAUAUUAUGCACACAGUCAAGUGUACUCCAGAAGAUUUAAUUGCUGGAAAAAGAAAAAAGUUCAUGAUCAAUAGAAGAGUUGUUUGUGACGAAUGUUGCAACCAUCAUGAUACAAUUGACUGUGGCAAGUGCCAAGGAGCAAGACAUGUCAUUUGUGGAGAAAUAAUUAAGGUGAAGAUUGAACCUGGAAUGAAAAGUGGACAAACUAUCUUGAUAACUGGAAAGGGAGAUGAGAAUUUAAGGAAUGAGAAUAACGGACGUAUUGUCCAUUAUUUCGGAAAUUUAGUUUUUACCGUCGUCACAUAA